This is a messenger RNA of Cephus cinctus (wheat stem sawfly), 294 nucleotides long. NCBI's taxonomy places the organism in Eukaryota, Metazoa, Arthropoda, Insecta, Hymenoptera, Cephidae. The record is from the annotation of a RefSeq genome assembly.
AUGUUAACAUUUUCUUGAUUUUAUAGAUUAAUUUUAUUAAUUAUUAUUUUAAUAAUUUUUAUUAAAUUUAAUAAACAUAUUUUAUUAAUUUUAAUAAGACUAGAAUUUUUUGUUAUUAUAAUGUUUUAUGUGUUAUUUAUGUAUUUUAGAAUACUUAAUGUUAAUCAAUUUGUUUCUUUAUAUUAUUUAAUUUUUUCGGUAAAUGAAAGUGUAAUAGGACUUACUAUCAUAAUUAUUAUUAUACGAAGUGAAGGAAAUGAUUAUUUAAGUUCUUUAAGAGUAUUGAAAUGAUAA